Messenger RNA from Closterium sp. Naga37s-1, 825 nucleotides. The record is from the annotation of a GenBank genome assembly. NCBI's taxonomy places the organism in Eukaryota, Viridiplantae, Streptophyta, Zygnematophyceae, Desmidiales, Closteriaceae.
AUGAGCGCCCAUCUGCACGCCUACCAUAAGCCCCCCCUCUGCGGGUGCCUACCUCAGGCCAGCAAAAUCCCCACACACCUGCUGCCUGCACGCUCUUGUUCCUCCCCCAUCUUCCACCACUUCAUAUGUCAUUCUCCUCUCUCUUUCACCAUUCCCUCCCUUCCAGUCCGUCUGCUCUCCCUUCCCUCUCCCCUCCCUGACGUAUCCUCCUUUCUGCCAUGUCUCAUCCCUGCAUUCUACCUUCCCUGCCGUCUCCGCUACGUGCGUCUUCCUUUAUGUGCCAUCUCCCCUCCGUGCCGUCUCCCCUCAUUGCCUUUUAACCUUCCUGCUUGCCAUUUCCCACCAUGCAGCAGCACCUCCUCUCGAGACAAUAUCAAAGCUCCCGUGCUGCAAGGGCUGGGACAUCUGCAGAAGCUCACUCGCCUGCCGACAAACGUGGCAGAGAGGGAGGUUCAAGGUGGGAUCGGGGAUUGGAUAAGGAAGAAGGUGUGGAGUCCGGGGUGGCGGAGGAUGGGGACGAUGGGGCUGGCGAUGGUUUGGGAGAGAGGUGGCAAUGCUGCUGGUGCGGAGGGUUCAGAGGGGGACGAGGAAGUGGAGGAUGAGGCGGGUGCGGACGAGGAGGAGGAGGUGGAAGAGGAGGAAGAGGAGGGGGGUGAUGACGAGUACGAGGAGGAGAAAGAUGAGGAGGGGAGUGGUGACAACUCCGAGGAGGAGGUGUACUCCGGAGAAGGGGAGGCCGCAGAUGGCGACGUUGCUGAAGACUGCCCCGACUUGGUCGCCGAAGGGGUGGAGGAGAUGGAAGGGGAGGGGGGGGGGGGGAGGUAA